UCGGAACGUAAGACAGGGUAAGGAAAAAUAAAAUUGAAACUGAAAGGAGCCGUGCCUCAGCAGACGUGAACUAGGUGGAAACGCCAACUUUUGCGGCACAACCACGCGGUGUAAAGGCCGGUGAGAACCAAAACUUAGCGCGGGAUUGUGCUAUAAAACGUUAACGGUGCUGCAGUCGUUAAUAGCAUUGGCUGCUAGUCGUUCAUAAGCUGUCUCUAGGCAGCCUGAAAUCCUAAUAUGUUUAGGAGCGGCCCGCUUUUCUAAUUUCUGCAAACGUCUUUAUUAUCGCGGUGAACGUGUUUCGCAUUCCGCACGCUAGGGGGCCGUGCGUCUCUUCUUUUCCCUCCGCUUCUGCUACACUCUCGGCGGUGGCCGGCGCGGCGCUUUUUUCCGCGCUUGCUUGUUGACGACGACAGCGGAGCCGGCCAACGCAGCAUCGCACUAGGUGUGGGCGGUACGUCGAAGUACUUGCAAGGCACCCGGAAUCUGCCUUUUCCUUUGUAUAUGCGCUCGUUGAUUUCGUUCCCACUGUAACGACAAGGUCAGUUUCUGCUCGGCGGGGGUUCUCCGUGCGCCCGAUGCACUUGCCAUAUCCGGCGGGAGAAGAGCGCUGUGUCCGUAAUAGUCGUGUAGUGUAGUGAGCGAGUCUACUUUCGUACCGAGUGACCGACGGGUGAGUGAGUGCCCGCAUUAGCAGCAGCCGCACAAGCAGCAUGUCGACGACACCGGACCUGUUGCCGGCCGAAGCGCCGGCGCCGAGGCUCUGCCACCUGAUCAAGAUCCCCACAUUCGACGGAUACGGAUUCAACCUGCACGCCGAGAAGUCGCGGCCGGGUCAGUUCAUCGGCAAAGUGGACAGCGGCAGUCCCGCCGAGCUGGCCGGCAUGCUCGAAGGGGACCGCAUCGUGGAGGUGAACGGCGUGAACAUAGCUAGCGAGAGUCACAAGCAGGUCGUCGAGCGCAUCCGGGCCGUGCAGAACGAGACGCGCCUGCUCGUGGUGGAUAGCGUGACGGACGCGUGGUACACCGAGCACAAGCUGGUGCCCCGCUCGACGCAGGAUAACGUGCGCUACAUUCGGACUCCCACCGGCGACGAUGACGACGUCGACGGCGGGUUGCAGGCGCCCAACGGACACCACUCGCCGCAGGAGACGGCCGAGGAGCAGCAGAGUGCAUCGCUUCCGUCUGCAAAGGAGGAACCAGAGGAGCCCGAGAAGGCGACCGUCGACGGCGACGUGGCGGCCAAGGCCGACGACGCCGAGCUGCCCGAGGACGCCCCGCAGCCGCGCCUCUGUCACAUGACCAAGUGGCGCGACUUCGAGGGCUAUGGCUUCAACCUGCACGCCGAGAAGGACCGGCGGGGCCAGUACGUGGGCAAGAUCGACGCCGGCAGCCCCGCCGAGUACGCGGGACUGCGCGAGGGUGACCGCAUCGUCGAGGUGAACGGCGUCAAUGUCCAGCAGGAGGCGCACCGCGACAUUGUCGAGCGCAUCCGCGCCGUGCCCGACGAGACGCGGCUGCUCGUGCUCACGGCCGAGGGCGAGCAGUGGUACCGCGACCGGGACAUCGAGGUACGGGGCGACCAAGCCAAUGUGUUGCGGCUCCGCAACCCGGAGCUCAACCCUGCUACCAGUGGAGAAGGGCAAGGUGAUGGAGCUGCGGCUGCCGUAGCCGAUGGAAGCGAAGGUUCCCAGGAGGACGAGGCAGCCCAGUCAGCUCCCACACCUGUCCUGAGGCGGCAGAGUGGCUUGGAAGGAAAGGAGGAUGCAGAAGAGGAGGAAAGCCGUUCCUCGGAGCCUGAAGCUGUACCAGCAAAAGCAGAGGCGCCUGCAAGAGAGGAGCCAAAUAGUGCUGGGGACAAGGUGACAGAGAGCCUCGCCACCGGAAUGAAUCAAGCAGACUCAAGCCCUGAAGCCAAGCCCGCGCCACCGACAGAGCCUGCACCGUCAGAAUCGACCAAUGCCACGAGCAACGGUUCUCUCAACAUGCUCAACAUGAGUGCCUCUGAGAUGCGGCAGCUGCUGGCGCAGCGCAAGAAGCACGAUCCGAAAAAGAUCCAGAUGGACCUGAAGAAAAAGUAUGAGCUCAUUGAGCAGAUGUGAGCCGGUUGUGUCUUCUGUCAAACGACACCAUUAGUUAUGUGUGGCUGGUCCCAGCACACAUUUUGUGUGCGAGCGUAAUAGGUAUUUUAUAUCUCUCCUUUUUAUCUGGGAGCUGGGAGGGUUGUGUGCCUGGGCGAAUGUGCAACUCUGGAUUCACUGUUUCCUGGAUUCAGCUCUGGAUUUACGAGGCACCGAUUGCAUUCUUUUUUUAGACAAUGCUGAUUUCGGUGCUGUCUACUAAGGAAUGGGGCAACCAUAUGUGAGAGAAGAGUUUGGGAAUUUGGCAGCAUUGGUGUGGUGCUGAUAUAGGUGCUGUCAGUAAAAAAAAUUAUCACCUUCUCUGCAUGCCUGGCGAGAUAACUGUUCAUGUUGGCAAUAGGUUUUGCUUUUUUACACCAUAUGGCUAUUCAGCAAUUUGGCAAGAAUUGUUUUCUGAUAACAAUGUUGUUAAGCUAUUGUUUCAGGUGGAACAGCAGUUGACUCGGUGUUGAGGGGACUGUAUUGACAACUGUCUGUUCAGCUAAUUAACCACGCUGUAAUUAGUUGCAGAAUACUGAUAUAUAUCGCUGGUAAAGUAAAUAUUUUCCUGCUGAUCACUUUUGCUGUGUAAAUGGGCUAUUGCCAGGGACUUUUCUGUGUCAAAUGUGAUCCUGUGCUUCUUUAAAGGACAAUUAAUUUUUUUAGUGCAUCUUCUGUUCUCUGAUGCUGCCUUUGACUUGAGAUUGAAGGCUGUGCUUGGCAUGGGCAUUCCUCCGGACUUUUGAAACAAAACUAAUUGUGCCCUCACGAGAUCCUUGUUGCAUGGGUCCUUAAAAUUUUUGCUAUCACCUUAAGCUGUUGAGAUAAUCAUUGUGUUUCGAGGGCACAUCAUUUUAGGAGGCGAAAAAUGUUAUUGGUACGUUUGUGCCAUUGUGUGUUGAACAUGUUGCCACAUUCCAGACGUUACGUCAAAUAUGUUAGACUAGAUGUGGGUAGAUAGCGAAACUGAUUGCUAUUGCUGAGUUGUUCCUAAUGUAAGCAGCUUGAUUAAAGAACAAUAUUGCGCAUGUUCUUGAAUAUGUAAAAAGUUGACUCGGUGAACAAUCUGUGGAUGAAAAUUCACCUUGGAAUGAAGCUCAGAUCAAAUAUUUACAUUUUUGCACAUUUCUGCAUGCACUUGUGUGUUGACUGUAGACAGCCAUUCCUGGUGAACUUUCAUUCUCACUAUGGAGGCUGGGCUCCAACUACAACAACAAAAGGCUAACUUUGGCAUUUUGUCUUUUGAAGCUGUAGAGAUGCAAUAAUAAAAUGUUGAUCACAUUUCCAGGACAGGCACUCUAUUUGUGAUGCCUGUUGGACAUGGUGAAUUAGCAUAAAACUUAAGAAAUAAGGCUUUUUAAAUAUUCUAUGCAAGUUUAGAUUAAAGAUUGUGUCAAUGGAAACGUACCACUUGCGAAGGCACUGUUAUGCCACAUACAAACUUACCUUUGUACUUUAAGGUUAACUGUGUAAAGGUUGCUUAUAUUUGAUUUCUAUGAAGCCAAAACUUCAACGUUUCAGGAAUAGUUGGUGUACAGUUGGCGUAAAAAGAUUGCGGGAUCCAGGACACUCUAAAAUGCAAUUUCAUUCCAGUUUUUGGUGGUGUACAUUAGUGCAUACAGCAAAUCUGAAGUCCAGGCUGCUUGCUUGGGCUUGGGAAAUACUUAGCUUUUUCUUAGUUUCUGCAUCUGACAAAACUGACAAACGCUGUACUUGUUGGGCGACAUAUUGAUCAGCCUUCCAUUGCUCAUUAUCACUAUGAUGCGCAGCCAGAAAUUCGACACAGCCAUCUCCGAUUUUUCCAAUCUAGGUGUUGUAGGUGAUCUUGCUAAUUCACGAGCAAGUUUGGUACCGAAAGGCAUUGGGUGGUUUCGAUUGAAAGCAUUCGAUGAAGUAGAAAGUGCAUUGACGCUUGUAAUAUCAGAACCUUCCUUGUGCCUUAGGAUGUAUUUCACAGCACAUAAGUGCCAUUGCAUCUAGUUCCAAAUAAGUGCUUUCAAAUAUUGCCAGAUGUAGUACCAUCACAGGGUCUUGUAGCCAACGCAUAAAACUGUUGAAGCCUCUGGGGGCUGCCUCAUUUUGAUGAGACGCAAAGAUUGUGUGUGGUUGUUACACAUUUAUGAUUGUGAAAGAUUUUCAUAAUUUGCAUUUAUAUCUACUGUGUGUGAAAGGUUUGACAUUCAUGCAAGGUACCAACGUGGAGGAAAACACCUGAUUUGAAUUCACGACUGUCUGUUGUAGUCUUCUGUCCGAAAUCAAAAUGGUACCAUGACCGAGCUCUUCAGCAAGUGUCUAAUAACAAUGUUCGAGCCUGCAUGCCUGCUGUAGUCAUUACUUGAAUACUGGAUUGGGUGUUUCCUUUUACAUUGGCGCACCCUGUAGGUGCAUAAUGUUAUGGAUGAUGUGUUGUGUAGGAUGACACUUAAAGUUCUAGCAUGUACUAUUGCUGGAUUGAAGUGGUGAAAAAAGUAGUAGUAUUAGUUUCUGCGCUCAAGAACUACGGUGACCAUCAUUUUCAAUGCGGGCCUUUUAUUUCUGUAUAAAAGCUGUUUAUCUGCAUGGAUGUACGAACUAUCAAUUUCUACAAGUUCUCUGUGCACGUUGAGCAUUGUGUGCGCAAAAAUAAGAUCAAAACUGAACAAUAUCUGCACAUUCCUUUUUCUCUAUGUGCGUUGUAUAACUGGACCAAGUACAUUGCAUAUGUAUUUUAUCUGUAGCAGCGUUGAAGCUUUGGACCUGGUUUCCUAAAUAUUUUCUGUUUUUAUACCUGAUUGUCUUUGGAGCAUUUUUUUGAUGCCUGGUGCUGCAUUUUUAUGCACUUUUUUUUUUUUUUUUUUUUACAGAAGCCUUGUUGGACAUUGUUUUUCUGUCCAACCUAUUUUCAAUGCAGCAGCCACUUAUGGAAGUGCUAUUUUUGACUGCACGCCAACAUUCUUGUUGUUUGGUUCAACAGAAGGGUUUUCAUUGUUUUUGUGGUGUAUGUGUGUGCGAGUGUACUGAAACAGUCGCUUGAUUUUGUGGUGAAAUGCACGUCGUCUUCUGCAGUUGCACCAUCUCAUCAUAUAUUUGUGAGAUGAACGUUACUCGGAGUUUGAUCUAGUUUUGUUUAAUAUGUGUUUAUACCAUGAAAACUCAACUUCUCACAAGGUGUUUGAGCUGUCUAGAAUGUAAUUUUGGUCCAGCUACAGUGCACCAAAAUUACUGCCAGCUCAACAUAUUUUGAUGGCACCCUGUAUUUGCCUAAAGGUCGUUUUUUUUUUAACAUUUGCUUUCAUGAGGUGGUCACAGCUCUCAUUGUGGCCAGGGUUGGGGCACGUCAGUGCACUGUUUUUAUGCACUCUGCUCUGCAUAAGUGCCUGAACAAAGUUUGUGGCAUCUCGCUGCCAAGAUAUAUCCCCUCCUUGUGGGGCAUCACCAAGUGCCUUUAUCUAAUCCCGAAUCUGAUUGACCUCUUUUGUCGCUGUCUGUGAAAUGGAAGACUUAAUUUUGCUGGCUGUGUCUUUUCAAAUACCAGCAAUAAAAGUUUAUUGAACAA
Dermacentor andersoni is the source of this 5655-nucleotide messenger RNA. Its product is annotated as Na(+)/H(+) exchange regulatory cofactor NHE-RF2-like. Gene Ontology annotation, biological process: protein localization to plasma membrane. Gene Ontology annotation, cellular component: apical plasma membrane. Gene Ontology annotation, molecular function: protein binding; protein-membrane adaptor activity. The record is from RefSeq and is a predicted model, not a curated record. NCBI's taxonomy places the organism in Eukaryota, Metazoa, Arthropoda, Arachnida, Ixodida, Ixodidae.